Diplodia corticola is the source of this 1665-nucleotide messenger RNA. RefSeq names its product dna mismatch repair protein msh-2. The record is from RefSeq and is a predicted model, not a curated record. NCBI's taxonomy places the organism in Eukaryota, Fungi, Ascomycota, Dothideomycetes, Botryosphaeriales, Botryosphaeriaceae. The coding region runs from base 1 to 1665 and encodes 554 amino acids. The transcript has a single exon.
AUGCCUCUUACAAAGCGUGCGCGGCCAGCCUCGCUUCCCACCGCGGACCCUGUAAACAAACGCAAGACUCGGUCACAGUCGGACAUCCAGUCCUUCGCCCGUGCUUCCAAGCCAGGCGCAUCGCCGUCUGAUGGGAAGAAGAGGAAAGCCGCGACUCAAGAAGUCGACGAGGACGUCGUCACCCCGAAGCUUGCAUCCUGCAAGAAAUUGCGCCGUCCACGACCCUCGCAGCGGCCCAUCUCGGAGACGCCGACCGAUACGCCUACCAAGGGGGCAAGGACUCUUCUCGCCGACUUCGACCUUUCUACCCCCGUCAAGCCGCUCAGGCUCCAAUCCGUCUCCGACUCGACUCCUUCCCCCGUCGAAACGCCGCUGACGAGCCCCUGCUCGUCCACCGCCCCAAGCUUCCGCUACGAGAAGUCCUCCGAGGACCUACCACAAGCUAUCCGAGAUCUUAUUCAUCUACACUCAUCAUUCCUCUCCGCGCUAUCUCUACACUAUGCUCAUAAUGGCACAUCGUUGCCGGUGGACCUGCAUACCCUCACACCAUCCAUCGCCAAGGUCUGGGGGAAACGCAGGGUCACAAUCGAAGACAUUAGGCGUACUUUGGGCGUGAUGCAGAGCAGUCUCUCGUCUAGCCGGCCAGCACCAACUCUCAAGGCCCGGUCUUUCCACCUGUCAGACUAUGGCCGCGGCAAGAUUUGCAUCGAGCAACAGGAGAGCAAGAAGCAGCGCGCAAAACGUAACAACAGCGUCAUUCCACAGGCCAUUGACGAGAAGGCCCUGAAUACCAUCUUUGAAGAUGAGAUCAACACGCGUUGGGCGGAAUACCGCUGCAAGAUUACACCCAAUUCGAAAAGCCCAUCAUCCGUGCAGUACUUCAUUAGCCAGCUUCCCCUCGCCGGCAUCACCGAGUGCGCCUCGCUGGCCAAGGUCGCCCCUCUUUUUGCCAAAGGCCAACGGCGUCUUGAAGAUAUAAGAGCGGGUGCGCACCAUUCUCGGGGUGCUAGCAACUGUUUCAACGGCUCAGGUGAUGCUGUCAGGUCAGAGCUUGAGCUCGACCACGCUCGCCCUGCAGCUACCAAACUUCUCACAAGUAAGGCUAGCAAGGCUAGCGUCUUAGGCCACAAGAAGUCCGCCUCCACAUCCACUACUGCUAGCACUAGUACCUCCUCCUCGGCCUCGGACGAUGCCAAAUCUUCGAGCUCCUCGUCUUCCAGAGCGCCCCUAGUGCCUUCCGCCGCAGCACCCUCUCGCGCCACUUCUCUUCUCGACCGUAUCCUCGCCAAGCAAGCUGCUGCCGCAGCCGCUCCGGCCGGUCCCACUCCUGAGGCGCGUGCUCGCAAUGCCGCGCUCCAACGCUGUGAAGACGUACUGGCAACGCUCAGCUUGCUGGCCAUGACGACUGGCUCGUCAUCAACAUCCUCUCGCGUUUCUUUCCCUUUUCCACGGUUGGUGCGCGACAUCCAGACCAGCUCCCGCAGCCCCGUAGGCCCCGAAGAAAUCAAGAAGGUCGUUGAGGUUCUGGCUUCCGAAAUCGUGCCUGGGUACGUGAGUCUAGUCAAAAUGGGCACGCUGGAGGCGGUUGUUCUCGACAAAAGUCAGGCUGUUGGUGGCGCGGAGGUGAGAAGAAGGCUAGUUGAUGCCGGCGUAGAAGGGCUGUAG